Messenger RNA from Pocillopora damicornis (cauliflower coral), 14034 nucleotides. RefSeq names its product MAM and LDL-receptor class A domain-containing protein 1. Gene Ontology annotation, molecular function: protein binding. The record is from RefSeq and is a predicted model, not a curated record. Gene Ontology annotation, cellular component: membrane. NCBI's taxonomy places the organism in Eukaryota, Metazoa, Cnidaria, Anthozoa, Scleractinia, Pocilloporidae.
AUGACUCCCACCGAGACUAGAUAUACGCGGAUAGAAAAGGAGGGGAGUACAUCAAUCUCUGUGGACACUGACCAUAAACUCCUCGUACCACCUCUGAGAACGCACACACUGGAUCAACUCCCACCGAGGACCCAGCGAUUCAGAAUGCGACUGAUGGGAUUCCACUUUCAAGAGAUCAAGCACGUUUCUGGGAAGAAGAUGUACAUAGCCGAUGCACUUUCAAGGUUUCAGGCCAGAAACAAAACAGCUCAGUCUGCAAUUGAUGACGAUGAAAUGUACGCACACAUAGAAAGUGUGUUCUCAUCGCUGCCUGCCUCAGAUACGAGACUAUUGCAGAUAAAGGAAGCACAGGAAGAGGAUCCUGUUAGCAGACAGAUCAAAACUAAUUCUCCUCAGGGAUGGCUUGACAAACAUUCGCUAAACGAUAUCAUGAAACCGUAUUGGUCGAGCAGAGGGAGCUGCACCUUUGAUGAGAGCACAUUUUGCAGCUGGUCCAAUGAAAGAUACACCGACCAUUUCGAUUGGGUUCUUGGACAAGGAAGUUCUCCAGGCAGUGACACUGGACCAAUCACUGACUACGCAGAAAAUGGCUCGUAUAUCUACAUUCAAACGUUAUCUCCUCGAAAGUACAACGAGAAGGCCAGAUUGAAAAGCCCGUGGAUGUGGGGUCCACUGUUGAUGACGUUUUUCUACUCAAUGUACGGCAGUACCAUUGAGACUCUCUCUGUAUAUGUUAGAGUCAAUGGCAGUGAAUCCAGGAUAUGGAGUCGUCAUGGGAACCGCUCUUCACGCCAUUGGAUCGAAGGCUGCGUGGCUAUUAAUUACGAAGGGACUUAUCAGGUGGUAAUAGAGGGCAUUGCAGGUGUGACUUCUGCAUCAAGUAUUGCAGUUGAUGAACUUAAUUUCAGUGAGAACCUAACUUGCGUUUCAGAUGUUGACAUUACUCCAUCUGAACUCUUUAAAGUGAACUGUACCUUUAAGGAGAGUUUUUGUGGAUGGCGAAAUCUAUUUGCACCUUCGGAUCAAAUCGACUGGAGGAGAGGAUCAGAAAACUCAAGUGGACAAAUUGAAGCGAGCGGUAAUCUCACUGGCAAAAAAUACAUUUAUAUCGAAUCACAUCCUGACAAAGUAUAUCAAACCGCUCAGUUAUCGAGUCCAUUUCUUCGGGGACCAAAAUGUUUCCGCUUUUCUUAUCGCUUGUCCGGACGUGAUGUGGGAAGGCUGGAUGUCUUACUUCAACUUCGAGGGCGACAAGGAGAUUACUUGAUGUGGAAUAAGUCAGGAGAUCAGGGAAGUCAGCGGAUAAUGGCUAGCGUCGAUAUCGGUUAUACUGACGAUUGUCAGAUUGUUCUGCAAGCAACAGUUGGCAAAAACUACACAAGUCAUAUAGCAGUCUAUGACGUCAACUUAGUUGAUGGACUAUGUCAUGACGAGAGGGAACUUAGCACCAACGUACAAGGGAAUUGUAACUUCGAUCGUAACUUGUGCUUUUGGAGGAAAGAUUUAAAUUUUAUCUUCGCAUGGAGAAGAAAAAAAGGCCGGACAAAAAGCCCUCAGACUGGACCUAGCAGGGACCAUACUUCAGGAUCUGGUUAUUACAUUUAUAUUGAAACAUCGGGACGGAGGAAGAUGGGAGACACUGCAAGGCUCACGAGUCCGUGGCUAAGAGGACCACAUUGCAUGAUGUUCUACUACCACAUGUAUGGCUCGUCCAUGGGAUGUGUUGUUGUGUACAUAAGAAGACAGGCUGCAGACAGAUUACAACCGCUUUGGCUGAGGUCCAAGAAGCAAGGAAACAAAUGGAUUCAAGGGCAAGUUAGCAUAAACGAUACUUCAAGUUAUCAGAUAAUAAUUGAUGGUAUUAGAGGGAGAAGCGGUAGUGGAGACGCAGCCCUGGACGACUUCACGUUUCAACACGGACAUUGUCACCAAUUAAGUAAAGCAACGUUCUACGUGUCUUCCACCAUGGGGAAAGAUUUCAGAAUAUCGACAAGACCCUCUGAAGACAAUCGGUACUCGGACGAGUUCCGAUUCAGUAUCGAACAUCCCCAAGGAUAUCCGACAGAGAAGACUUUUUUCAUCUACCCUUAUGCAAAGGGACACAGCUUCGUUACCACAAAGCUAGAUAUUUUUAACUAUAAUAACUAUCCCUUGGAUGUUGCUGUCCUCAAUCACAAGGAUUUGUCACUGAAUUGCAGUAAGAUUUUUUUCAUUAGCAGAGAUAGAGUUGGGCCUAUGAUCACUCUUGAAGAUCCUAGUCUAAUGGAUGGUUGCAAAUGCGAGACGAAUUUCUUUUUUUAUGCCUGCAAUGUGGUUCAAUCAGAAAGCCGUUCUAUUUCUGGAUGUGAACCUGGUUGGUACAAACUAGGAAAAGCAUGUUUCAUGUUCUAUUUCCAAUCAUCUAAGGCGUGGCGGAUUGCACGGAACCUGUGUCACAAACAGAAGAGCGAAAUCGCUAUAGUCAAUAGUGCAGAGCAACUAGAGGCCCUUGCAGAUAAGCGGAAAAAACUCAAGCGUGAAUACCGCGAUCUUACACUUGGACUUGAUAGCAACCUGCGUUGGGUUUGGAUAGAUGGUGAGAAUGCAAAGAGUAAUGAAAAUCUAUGGGGGCCAAAUGAACCAAGCGGAGACGGUAAAUGUGGAGCUUUCUUAAAUGCAAUUGAAUGGAAUUCAAACUGGGCUGGGUACGGAUGGCGCUGGAAUGAUAUAUCCUGCAGGAGCCGUGAAGGAUAUAUUUGUGAGGAACCAUUAGACGUCCCCCUACCUGUGGCUCUCUUUUCUACCAGUCGCACCAAUGGAGUUGUUAACCUGAGUCCAAAUGGAACCACUAAAGCAGUGUUUGAUAACAUCACGCUGACUAGAGGUCCCUGGGGUAAUCCAGUUGGCUCCUUUCUCUUCAGUGGUUUGAAUAACAGCUACGUGGAAGUUGAAAAUGAGGGAGAACUUGAUACAACGUUUUCGAUGAGUGUUUUUGCAUGGGUCCACCCUGACGCUUCUGCCACUCGUGCUGGUCCGAUAUAUGAUAACGGUUGCUCGAUGUGGGUUUUUCCUUCAACUUGGGGACUUGAAACUCGUUAUAUGGUUAGGGAUCGUUCUAAGAUUCACCUAUUGCGUAAGGAUGGUGUUAUCAAAAUAAAUGAGUGGAAUUUUAUAGGGACCACAUACGACUAUCACACUGGCGUUGCGUCUGUGUGGGUUAAUGACAGCAUGGUUAUGAGCAAGUCUCUUGGAUCUAACGUGGAAUUGGCGACUCAAGGAAAUCUUACCAUAGGAGCGUCCAACAAUCGUGAGACACAAUUUUAUGGCAAAGUUUCCUGCUUGCAGUUCUACGCACAAGCAUUGUCCGUGGAUCAAAUUAUGAAGAUAAAGACAAGAUGCAAUCAAACCAGUAAGCAUACACCUCUUAAGGUGAUUCUGUUUGAUAAGUAUGACAAGAGUGAUAAAUGCAGUGAAGACGGCAGAGGAGGGCCUUGGGCAAACAAUGUUUACGCAUUUAGAGUUUCCCAAUCAUGGUGCCGUCCGGGCUUUUUUCCCCUUCAUGGUGGUUGUUAUUUUAUACAUCCCUCAAAGGAACUUAACUGGCAACAGUCUUUGAGGAAGUGCAAUCGAAGCGGUGGAAGCUUGGCCAAGAUAACUCGUGAAGGUUUGAGAUCCACUUUCUCCAAUUUGUUAGAAGAAAUAAGACGCUUCAAGCCAUAUUAUAAUAGUUUCUUCAUUGGCCUGUUGAGCAAGGACGAGUGGACAUGGAUUGACGGCAGCCCGUUACAUAGCUCGUUGUGGAAGCCAGGAUAUCCAAAAACAAUUAAAAAAACCCGUAGCUGUGGUUAUCUGGCUGGUGGCUCAUCGGGGAUAAGAAGUGGUGCAUGUACAUUGAAGAGAUACCCACUGUGUCAGAAAAAAGCUGAAGAGUCGUUGUCAAACCGGAGUUUGAUAAGAUGUUCAAGUAUUUUGCAGCCAUUCCAACCUAUCCUGGCCAUAGAUGGAUCUUACUCUACUUGCUUUCGUUCUUUGAAGGAAUCAAAUCCCUGGUGGCAAGCAACUUUUAACAAUCUGCUGUAUGUCGUUUCUGUUUCUAUAACUGACAAAAUCGAUUGCUGUCCACGUGACUCUGGAAUCAUCGAUGUUAGUGUGACAACCAGUCAAACUGGCUUGUCUCCAACAUGCUCCAAAUCGAUGGCAUACGAUGGAACAACGCAUGAGUUCAUUUUUGAUUUCUCACCACCCGCGCUUGGAAAUAAUGUGAAAAUAACGCUGACGGGUGAUAAUGUCACGUUAGUUCUCUGCCGUGUUGUCGUGGAAACAAUUGAGUCGACCCGAGAGGUACACGGAGUUUUGCGUGAAGGAUGGUACAAAAAAUACGACUAUAACUCCAAAAAGACGUCAUCUAUGCGUGAAUAUCCUCUAAUUCAAGGUCCACCUGAAAGCCGGAUUAUUUUGCGAGAUUUUGAUGCGCCAAUAAAUUUGGCAGAAAACUAUGUUCAACGAUUGACAAGUUACUUACAGGUUUCUCUGAGCGGAAACUACACAUUUUAUGCGGCGUGCGACGAUAUGUGUGAGUUAUGGAAGUACGAUGUCACAGAGACAGGCAUCGGAAGAGUUAAAAUAGAAUCUGGGGAAAGUGCAACGAACCAACCAAUUAUUUAUGUUAAAAAAUGGACAGAAUAUCUUCGAUGGGACAAGUACCCAGAGCAAACAUCUCAGCCAAUCGUCCUUAGCAAGUGUCGAUUUUAUCGAAUGGUGAUCUUCGGUGGAGAAAAAGACGGCAAUGAUCACAUAUCUGUGGGCAUGCGUAACCCAAGUGGGGAAUAUGAACGGCCUAUUACUGGAGAAAGACUGUUUUGGACUAAACCAGGGACGCGUAAUUUAGAAAUGUCACUUAAGAAUCACAAGACAUCGAUAUCUGCCUUCGUUGGGUCAAAUUUACUCAUAACAGGAUAUUACAAGUUUUGCUGUGAGGGAGUUUAUUGUCCUGAUUGCCCAUUGGAACUGAACAUCUCAUGCCUCGGACAAAAUCUAAAAGUGAAUUCAGCAGUGAGCCUGUCCUGUGUUAACACAUCAUUUGAGGUAGUUUUUAACACGAUCGGUCAACCUGGAAAUUUUACUUUGAAGGCCAGCUAUUCAUUCGUGGAACAUCCAGAAGAAAUUCUCGAGGAGCGAGUCUUGGGACAAGUAGAUCUAAGAGCGGUGGUGCUAGAAGAAUGCUACUUUGAGUCUGGAAAGUGCGACUGGACUAGCCCACAUGCAAAUUCCAAGUGGAAGCUCUUUCCUGAUAAUUUUGUCUACAUUAAUGGCUCUUACAAAGCGCAGUUACAGAGUCCAGUGUUACUAUGGGAACCAUUUCAUCAAGUCGUUGGCUUGUGCUUACGGUUUACUUACCUUAUACCUGUUAAAUCAAAGUCAACUAUAAAAGUUCUACUUCGAGAGCCAAGGAAAGAGGAGCCGAUUUUAGCUUGGCAGCUUAGUGGAUACCAUGGUAUUAAAUGGUCAGUGGCUGAGGUGUCUUUGCCCGGCGCUACUGCAGUUCAGAUUAUAUUUGAGGGAGAGGGCUUUCUUCAUAACCAAGUAAAUGCAGCAAUCAAGAACGUGAUUGUAACUACCGAGAAAUGUGGCUUGCUACCAUACUUUGCAAAACCAGGUUUUAGUUGCGGGAAUAAACAGUUUCAAUGCAAGAAUGGCGAAUGUGUCAAGAAAAAUUUGCGAUGUGAUGGCGACUUUGCUUGUACCGAUGAUUCAGAUGAAGAUAAUUGUGAAUGUCCCUCGAAUAAGUUCGCUUGCCUGGAUGGAAAAUGUCUUCCAGCAUCAGCUGUAUGUAACGGCAUAAAUGACUGCCCUAAUGGAGAUGAUGAAAAUAACUGCCGGAAUAAGUGCCCCUUUAAGCAUCGCUGUCUUGAUGGAUCAUGCAUUGCUUGGUCAGAGACCUGUAUUCGAGAGCCUUUCUGCAAGGAUGGAACUAACACUCCAUCAGUUUGCGGAUCUGGGAAAUGCCGCCUUAACGACUUAGCGUGUUCAUCCAAAGAGUCCAAAGGACCAAUUAGAUGUACAUCUUUCAGAAGGUUUUGCAAUUUCGAAAAUGACUUGUGCCAGCUUAAUCCGGAUAUGAACGCCACUUUCCAGUGGAUAACAGGUGCAGGUGAAACACCAACGGAGAAGACUGGGCCAAGUUAUGAUCAUAGCACUUUAAGCAAAGACGGGUCGUAUAUCUAUAUCGAAGCCUCUCCGCAACGCCCUGGGGACGUGGCAAGGUUGUUAAGCGAAUGGAUGGAACCCAACCAAUCAGCUUGUGUUCAGUUUUGGUAUCAUAUGUACGGCUCAGAUAUCGGUAAUCUGAGCUUUUAUCUGAGGACUGAUCAAUCCGAGACAUUGGUUUGGAGAUUGUCAAGCGAUCAAGGGGAUCGCUGGAAGUUUGGUCAAUUUCCUCUGAUCAGUGAAAGGGCUCAUAGGUUUGUCAUAGAAGGAACGACUGGUGAUGGAAGUGAAGGUGACAUUGCGAUAGAUGAUAUGUCUGUGCUGGAUGGAAACUGUAAAAAGAUUAUUGCACAAGAUAGUCCAGACUGCAGUUUUAGAGAGGAUACGUGUGAUUGGGAGACUCGGGAAGGAUGGACUCUCUCUAAAGGGGUAUCAUUUAUUUUUCUCCGCGCCGGAGCAUCUGAAGUGCCUCAUACACUCUCUUCCCCAAUUAUAAACACUAACGAAUGGAAGUGCUUACGCUUAUGGUAUUUCAUUGGUGCCACAAACUUGUACAAAACGUCGUUACAGGUGUUUCUUCAGUCGUUAAUAUCGAACCUAUCCACACUGCUCUUCUUUGUGGAUGAAAUGGCAAGUGCGACAAAUUAUACUCAGAUACCGUUGCCAGGCAAUUACAGCAAAGCAAAGCUUAAAUUCUUUGGUAUUUAUGAAGAGUUUGGGGACCAAAUUCUGGCCAUUGAACAAGUUUCCUUUUCUAAAGAGCCUUGUGACCCAAUUUCUUGGCGACAAAAUGAUAUUAACGAGCCCCUUGGAAUGCAAAAUGGUGAAAUAGUAGACACGCAGAUCAGUUCUUCAUCAUCAAUAGACGAGGCUCAUGCUGCCAGUCGAGGCCGUCUACACUUAAACGCAACUUCAGGAAAGGCAGGCGCUUGGUCCGCCGGCAGAAAUGACAAUAGCCAGUGGCUCCAAGUUGAUCUGCGUAAUAAUAACGUCAGAGUCACGGGUGUUGCGACACAAGGGAGAAACGGACGGUACGCCCAGUGGGUAACGAAUUAUAAGUUACAGUACAGCAACGACGGGGUAAACUUCCAGUUCUACAAGAAACCUGAACAUACCGCUCUUGAGGAUUUCGCUGGAAACAAAGACCAGGAUUCUGUUGUUUAUCAUGAACUAAAGUUACCUAUUAGAGCACGAUUCAUUCGCCUUCAACCAGAGGCUUGGUAUAGGCAGAUAUCAAUGAGAGUUGAGUUGUAUGGUCAUCAAAAAGAAUGCCAGAAAGCUCUGGGUAUGGAAAACAAUGAAAUCUCCGAUGGGCAAAUUCGUGCCUCUUCCAACUGGGAUGGCAACUCUAUCGCUAGCCGUGGGAGAUUAUCAAUUAAAGCCUCUGGUCGCAUGAAGGGAAGCUGGACAGCUUCUGCAAAGAAUUCACACCAAUGGCUUCAGAUUGAUCUUGGAGCCAACGAUACUAAAGUUACAGGUGUAGCUACUCAAGGAAGGCAAGAUGCCGACCAAUGGGUUACCAGUUACAAGCUUCAAUAUGGUAAUGAUGGAUUGUAUUUUCAGUACUACAAGGAUCAAGGUGAGGAAAAGGAUUUUUCUGGAAACAACGACCGUGAUACGGUUGUUUUUCAUCAAUUAAAACCGCCUAUCGAUGCCCGUUUCGUUCGUUUUUGCCCAGAGGCUUGGCAAAACCACAUCUCAAUGAGGGUGGAGCUGUAUGGCUGUCUUCAUGAAUGUCAGGAAGCUCUAGGUAUGAAGAAUGGUGCAAUUCCCGAUAGACACAUAAGCGCCUCUUCGCAUUGGGAUAAUUAUUAUGAGGCAUGGCAGGGUAGACUAGAUCAAAAAGGGACAUGGAUAGCAGGGUCCUGGUCAUCACGAGAUAAUGAUAUACAUCAAUGGCUCCAGAUUGAUCUGUGUAGUCCAUACAUGAAAGUUACAAGAAUUGCCACACAAGGUAGAAAUGCUCACGAUCAAUGGGUAACACGGUUUACAUUGUGGUACAGCAACGAUAGUAAAAUUUUCCAAUCCCACAAGGAAGCUGGAACAACGACGGAAAAGCAUUUUGAUGGAAACAGAGACCGUGAUACCGUGGUUUACAAUAAAAUCAACUCACCAAUCAAAGCUCGCUAUAUCCGAAUUCGACCACAGGCCUGGUACCGCCACAUUUCCAUGAGGACAGAGCUUUAUGGUUGUCUGGAAGAGAUCAAUGGGGUAUCCAUUAACAUAUCAGACUGUCAACAAGCUCUUGGCAUGGAAAAUGGUGCAAUCGCUGAUGCACAAAUCACAGCCUAUUCCAUCUGGGACUAUAACCAUGCUGCGUCUCAAGCCAGACUGGACUUUAAAGCAGUUGCGAAAUCUGGAGCUUGGUCAGCUAAGAGAAACGAUAAUCAGCAAUGGCUUCAGGUGGAUCUAGGUAGUCAGUACGCCAAAGUUACGCGUGUAGGAACACAGGGGAGGGAUGACUAUAGCCAGUGGGUAAUCAAAUACAAGCUGCAGUAUGGUAAUGAUGAAGCCAAACUUCAGUUUUAUAAGGGAAAAGGAAAAAAUAUAGAUAAGGAGUUUGAUGGUAACUCAGAUAGAAGCACUAUAGUUUUUCAUGAGCUAGAGCCACCCAUCAAAGCACGCUUCGUCCGCUUUCGACCUCAGGUUUGGUUUAACCACAUUUCAAUGAGGAUAGAGCUUUACGGCUGUCGAGAGUGUCAGGAGCCUCUCGGUUUGGGAAAUAGCUCAAUAACAGACGGGCAAUUAAGUUCUUCUUCUCAACUGGACGAUGCUCAUGCCGCCAUGCAGGGAAGACUUAAUUCUAACGCAACCGCAGGUUUAGGAGGAUCUUGGUCAGCUGGUAAUAACAAUUCGAGUCAAUGGCUUCAGAUCGACCUUCUCGAUCAAAGUAAUAAUGUGACCCGUGUGGCUACUCAAGGAAGACAUGAUGCUAGCCAGUGGGUAACGAAAUACAGACUACAAUACAGUGAAGAUGGUAAAAUCUUCCACUUUUAUCGGGAAACAGGAGAUACAGCAGGGAAGGUUUUUGAUGGAAACAACGACCAGAAUUCAAUUGUUUAUAAUGACCUUCACCCACCCAUCACAGCACGUUUUAUCCGCUUUCGACCAGUGUCUUGGUAUCACCAUAUAUCUAUGCGAGUAGAGCUGUAUGGCUGUCAAGAUGAUCGUCCGUGCGAGACAUCAGUGGAGUCGUGCGGAUGGAAUAUUACGCGGGGUUGGAAAAGAAUGAAAUACAGAGAUCUUGACAACAGUUAUCUCAACGCAGACGUUAAUAUAGGUAGUGACGCUGAUGACGAAGGGAUUAUCAGCGAUCAGAACUACGAGAUCCACCUCCCCGACAGUAGCCGUGGCUAUGUCUCAUUCUCAGACAUUCGACAGGCGAAAGGGGGAUUCACCAUCUGCUUUUGGUUAAAGACGUCAAAUGUUGGUUUCUUUAUCGAAUAUAGAACUGAGGCAUCGGGAAAUCAAAAUGAAACGCUAAUAUUUGGGCUCUAUUGUGGUAACAACACCUUUGAUAUUCUUUUGAGAAGCCAUAGAAGUCAAUAUUUAAUGGGCGUGACAGAUGAUUCUUGGCACUACGUGUGUGUGCUAUUGGAUGGCAACAUCGGACUACUAGCUGUAUUCAAAGAUGGUCACAGGAAUUUUAAGGAAGCUCAUAGGAGAGGACCCAAUUUUGAAUUUUGGACGGCUGGAACCAUGAGAGUUGGCUUCAGGAAAACGAACAACAGUGACUCAGCUGUUCUUGGCAAACUGAGUGGCCUCAAUAUAUGGAGUUACCCUGUCCCAAUAAAAGAGAUUCUGCGCAUGUCAUAUGGCUGUGGAACUGAAGCAGGAGACUCCAAAUCCUGGGAAACAGUCAGGGAUAAGAUAACUGGAGAAGUUGAGGUUAACGACUCCAGAACAUGCGAGGACAGAAAAGGCAAGUUUGGCAGACUUGUGGCAGAUGGCAUUACGGCCCACGUCAAUCAAAGUGCUCUUUUUAUGAGUCCUCUUUACGAUGCGUCGCAUGAUGGCAAGAGUCGAUGUCUACGGUUUCGUUACAUGCUGCAAGGACCUGGGAAGAAAGCAUUGACAGUUUACCGGAAGGCAAAAACUUCUCGUGAAAUACCUAUUUGGAUCUCAAAAGGCGUCACCCGGGGGGACUGGGUUUAUGGUCAGGUUCAGCUCAGCUCCAUGUCAGACUUUCAGGUUCUUAUAAAAGCGGAAAUGGAGAGGAGAGAAGACUUAAUAGCGUUGACAGGGUUGUACAUCGACGAGGGAAUAAAUUGCACAGUGAAGCCACUGUCGGCGAAAAAAGCUUGCAGCGAGAACUUAACCAACGAAAUAGGAUAUUUCUUCUCUCCUUCAUAUCCCGGAAAUCUUCCAGAUGAUACUUUUUGCAAAUGGCACAUCACCGUCCAGAAAAACCACAUCAUUCGUUUGGAAUUCCAAGAGUUUUUACUCGCGAACCACCCCAGAUGCGAGACGUGUUUCCUUGAAAUCUUUGAUGGACGUGAUUGUUCUGCGACCGCGAUAGGAAAAUUUUGCGGCUAUAUGCAUCCUCCGGUUGUCAUUUCCUCAUCAAAUCAUUUCACAAUUGUUCUCCGCUGUAUUGAGGGUUUGCGAAUGACAAGAUUCAAGGCCUUUUAUCAUUCUAUUAGAACUCAAGAUUGGGAAGGAUCGUCUUGCUCACUUCAUCGAGAGUGCCCAUCAAGCUGCGAGUGUCAGGAGUUUGGUGAAGUAUACGACAAGAGGAUUCUGGUUAUUGGAGAAAAGUUGCUGGCUAUACCGAGUAAUCUUCCCUCAAAUACUGGAGCAGUGGUUUUUCGUCAAAAUCGGAUCUCGCAACUUCACGAGAAGGAGUUUUCAGACCUUACAAUACUCGAGUAUAUUGACCUUAGCUUCAAUAAUCUGCUCCACUUAGAUGAAGAAUGUUUUCACAACCUAUCUUCUGUUACUACACUAGGGCUCAGUGCACUGAAAUAUUUGUACUUGGACAACAAUAGAUUAGCUAACGUACCUACAGAUGCAUUCAACGAGUUGACUAGCCUUAAGUAUCUGAAACUAGAUCAUUUCAUCCUUUGUUGUUACGCUGAGAAAUCUGUGGAAGGGGUUACUUGUGAUUCUCCUGCUGAUGAGUUCUCCAGCUGUGACGACCUCAUGAAGAACAAAACGCUUCAGAUCUGCAUUUGGAUUCUUGGAAUCCUCGCCUUCCUCGGCAACCUUCUUGUCAUAACAUGGCGAAUAAUUGAUAAAGAAGAGAACAGGGUUCAUUCAUUCUUGCUAACAAAUCUUGCUGUAGCCGACAUGUUUAUGGGUGUCUAUCUUUUGACAAUUGCAAUUGUGGACGCGAGAUGGCAGGGUGAAUAUUUUAAGCAUGAUACGAAAUGGAGGGCUGGUAUAGGCUGUCAAGUUAUUGGAGUCCUAUCCAUGCUCUCAAGCGAGGUAUCAGUGCUGAUUUUAACAGUCAUCACCAUCGACAGAUUUGUUUGCAUCAUCUUCCCUUUCAAGUUUAAGCGUCUUACGUACAAGUCUGCCGUAUUCACCUGUGCAGUCGUGUGGAUACUUGGCGUAGUCAUCUCCGUGAUACCAAUCAUCGGAAUAGACUAUUUUUACGAUAAAAGUGGUGAUUUCGGUUUUUACAGUCGCUCAGCUGUUUGCCUUCCUCUUCAGCUAUCGGAAGGAACCCCUGCCGGCUGGGAAUAUUCCGCCUCUUUUUUCAUCGGUUUAAAUUUCAUUUCGUUCACGUUUAUCUUGGUGGCGUAUAUCUUAAUGUUUUGGACGGUCAAGCGCUCUGCCCGCGCUGUUCGAUCAGCGAGUAUGAACAAAGAAUCUGCAAUGGCAAAGAGACUUAUUUUUAUUGUGAUGACCGACUUCUGCUGCUGGAUGCCUAUAAUAAUUAUCAGCAUUUUGUCCCUGACAGGAAAUUUCUUCGAUCCGCACAAAAUUGCCUUUGUGUGGAUCGCAGUGUUUGUUCUUCCGCUCAACUCUUCCCUUAAUCCAAUCCUUUAUACAUUUUCUACCGAGAGAGCGAAGCGAAGCUUAGCCAGAAAGAGGAAAAAUGUUACCGGCUUGGUUAUGAAGUCUUUGGAUAGUCGCGCUGGAGAUCAAUCUAUGGACUGCCUGAGAAAAAAUGCUGAAAACACUUUAGUCUCCAUUGCUGAAUCCAGUCCCCGGCCGGUUAAGAAAAUUGUGGAAAAACAGGAACAGCAAAGUAAACAACUGAAGACUAAGUUAAAGCUGAUCGAAGUAUUGGAUAUCUUUCAAGAAGAUACAACAGGAAAGCGUUCAACGGGUUAUGUCACAGCUUGGUGCGAGGAAGAAGGAGUACUUGGUAUGGUGUUACUGAAGUACUUCGGAAAGGAAAUGAAGGAAGACUGGACUCGAGAGGUCGAUGUAGUUCAAGGUCUGUCUAGUAAUGAAGACCCGCAAGACAAUCUUCUUCAUUAUCGCUGGCACUCUAAAGCGUCUGAACAGAGUAUUGAACACGGCAAGAAGAAGAUUCAUGGCAUACAAGGAAGUAGUUGGCUCAUUUGUUACGAUUUUGAGUCGAGCUCCACUUUGGGAGAUUUUCUUUCGGAGAAAGGAAUUGUUAUCGACUUGGACGCGGUAUGCGCUGUAGUUUGUGACGUCAUCACCGCCAUAGAACAUCUUCUGGAUCAUGGAAUAGCUCAUAACAACAUCACAACUGGCAACAUUUUGAUCAGGCAGUGUCCAAGAGUACCUCCGAUCAAAGCCGUUCUUGGUGGAUUUUCUCAAGCGUCUAAAGCAAAUGAUGCAGGUGCGUUUACAAACUCGGCGGCCGACGAACAGAGUUGCCAUAGCCAGGACAUAAAGCAGUUCGGACAUUUACUAGCAACCUUACUAGGACACUGCCAUGGCUCCAGCGAAUACGUUAAGUUGCAUGAGAUUAUGAACCUGUGUUUCGAGGAUAUAGAGGAGAAGAGGCCCACAGCAUGUUACAUCCGUGAAGUAUUGGAAGAAACCUGGUGCGCUGAGGGGGUUUGGGAUACAUACCUAUGAGGAAACCAAAGAAAAAUAUCGAAAUCAUCGAUUCAAUCGCAUUUGGUACCGAGGUUUAAAUGGUUGUAUUAGUGACAUCAUCGAUUUCUCUGAGUAUUCCGUCAGUUUUGUUUUCCACUUUUAACUUGCGGUUACUGGAACAAGAAAGGCUUUUCGACGAUUUGCCUAACGUCAAAAACAUUGCUGAAUUAGUGCUUUUUACUAUGUGCAGGGUGCUGUAGAAUCAUAUAACCAUUGCAUUACUGCGUGGGUUAUUAUGAAGGUAAACGGAUAGAAAGUCAGGAGUUCACUUUAAAAUAAUUUAUGGAAAAGCUGCUCAGUGUAUAUGAAGCUCGAAAGUAUUGAUUCAGGGUGAAACUUCCGAGGCUUCCAAGGAGGAUUAUCGGUCCUCGUUAUAUUUUAGGUUUAUUAAUUUCGAUGAAUCAAUUAAUUAACAAAAAUAGACUAUGUUUAAUUCAAGUCAAAAUGAAAAUGAAAAUAGUAAAUGAAAGAUGAUAAUGAUAGUGAUAAUGAUAAUAAAAAUGAUUAUUUAGUUAGAGAGCAUUUAGUCAGUGACAGGGCCUCUCACAUUUUCAAGUAUCUGCAAUAUUCUGCGCAUUGUCGUGCUUUGUGUUUAGCAUAUCGUUCCAUGUUUUAGAUCACGCCUCUACCGGUUUUCAACUCAAAAUAAAGAGGCUAUUCAUAUUCAAAGAGAAAAACCAUCCUUGAAUCAGCAAUUACACUAUGUAAAUCUAAAACUGUCUUAGUUUUUAAUUGUGACACUUUUAUGCUUUACCUCUUUUCUUGUUGUCAAUGUUUAUCAUAAUAAGCAUUGCUCUGCUUACAAUAAAAAAUGACGAUAUU